This is a messenger RNA of Diabrotica balteata, 396 nucleotides long. The record is from the annotation of a GenBank genome assembly. Lineage: Eukaryota; Metazoa; Arthropoda; Insecta; Coleoptera; Chrysomelidae.
CAAAUACAUAACCUUAGUUUUUAAAAUAAUAUAAUUGUAACUAUAGAUUUGUUAAGACUUUCAAUGUCUUUACAGUCUAAAGUAGUUUUAGGUGCAGCUUGUGUUUUCUCAGCAAGCAUAAUUGGAUACGUACAUUAUAAACAAAAUUUAGAUAGGGAACAAAUGCAUUCUGGAGUACUUAGGGAUAUGGAAAGGCGCCAAAGGAGGAAACAGGAAAAUUUAUACGUUCUUCAAAAGCAGAUUGAUCUUGCCAAAGAAUUGAAAAAGCAGCAGGAUGACAACAUUACUUAAUUACAGAGUUCUUAAAUAUUUGUAAAUAUUAUAUGUAGAUAGUGUUUUCAAUAUAAAUAAACGUUUGUAAAUAAUUAUUUCGAAAAUAAAAGGGUACUGAUAAAA